UUUCGUUUUUCUAUUCGGGUGUUGGGUCUCCACUUCUUCCUUUUCCGUGUCCCUCUUUGGAAGAGAAUCACGAAGAAGAGGUUCUAGGGUUAUCUCUCUGUCUCUCUCUUUCUCUUUCUCCCUUAAGCGGCUCUGCUCGAGAUCCAGGUUUCGUAUUGGAUUCAUGAAGCAUUCUUAGGGCUUAUGACAUUGUUUUCUCUCUUCGAGCUUCUCCCAAGCUGAGUUUGUUCUUUUUCUGUUGAUCUUGCUGUUUCUCUCCGGGAUUUAUUUGCUCGAGUCUCACGGGGUGUGAAUCAUUCUCUGCAAAAAUUUCAUGCGUAAAUCAUUAUUCUGCAAAUUUUAUUGCGUAAAUCAGUGUCCCACUUGUUCGUUUUGGCGAGAGUUCGUGAUUUGUGACGAAGGGGAGAGUUUUCCUAUCUGUUGAACGACUGGAGAAUCGCUGGUUUUUUAUGGUAAUCUUGAUUUAGGAUUUAGGGGAUUAACCUUAUGGCACCAACAGUUCUUGUAGAGUACACUGGGAUGAAGGAAUCAAAGAAGUACCCACAGAAAGUCUUGGCCGCAAUGACGGGGAAAACACAGAAGUUCUCGAAAGGAUAUUCUUCUGGAUUUGUGUCGGACUAUCGUCUUGCUGUUGAAACCAUGGGUGAAUCUGAGGGCUUCGGUAGUUCAGAUCGAGUAGAUACAGAGAUGACAGCUUCAGAUGAUUCUUGCGCCCCCAAAAGGAAGUGUAUUAGUUUGAACGUUGAUACGUGUGAUGGCUUUGGUGUCCCCUUACAGGUCAUUUCAGUAUCAAAGAUGUCUCAAUCAGAAAGAAAGGAUUUAGAAAUGAGGCUCAGAGCGGAUCUUGAGCAGGUUAGGGUGCUUCAGAAAAGAAUUGCCUCGCGGAGUACAAAUGGUGUUGCAUUGUCGUCUUCCAGUGACAUUCGCAGUUGCAGCGAUGGUCAAAGAAGGCCUCCGGUUGAGAAUUUUCCAAGGUCUUCCGAGUUGUCAGCUGGGCAGGGCAAGAAACGGGUUCCUUCGGGCCGCAAUGGUCCCCACUUGAAACGGGGCAUUUCAGGGAGGUUUGAAUCUAUGAAUCGGGGUGCUCCUUCUAGCACGACAAAUGUGAUGUUGAUGAAACAGUGUGAGACAUUGUUGAAACGUUUGAUGUCACACCAAUUUGGUUGGGCCUUUAACACUCCUGUGGAUGCUGUAAAGUUAAACAUCCCAGAUUAUUUUCAAGUUAUCAAGCAUCCCAUGGACUUUGGGACAAUAAAGAGCAAGAUAGCUUCUGGAGAAUACUCGAGUCCAUUGGUUUUUGCGGCUGAUGUGAGGCUUACUUUCUCAAAUGCAAUGACCUACAAUCCACCUGGAAAUGAUUUCCAUAUUAUGGCUGAUACACUCAGAAAUUUUUUUGAGAAGAGAUGGGAGCCUAUUGGAAAGAAACUUUCCUCUACUGGUUCACAGACAGUGACUGUGAAAUCUAAUGUUCCUGGGGAAAUUGAACCUGUUAAGCCAAUGCCUCCCUCGAAGAAGAGGAAGAUCGUGGCAAACCAUAAUGUCAAGACAGAGCCUGUUAAACGGAUCAUGACAGAUGAAGAAAAACAUAAUCUGAGCAGAGAAUUGGAGUCUUUGCUAGGAGAUAUGCCGGAGAACAUUGUCAAUUUCCUGAGAGGGCAUAGUUUCAAUGGAGGCCAAACUGGGGAGGAUGAGAUAGAGGUUGAUAUUGAUGCUCUCAGUGACGAUACAUUAUUGACACUACGAAAGCUUCUUGAUGAUUAUUUGCAGGAGAAACAAAUGAGUCAAGCAAAAGCUGAGCCUUGUGAAAUGGAGAUUUUGAAUGAAUCAGGACUUAGCAAUUCAUCAAUGCCUUGCAAAGGCAAUGAACCUGUUGAUGAGGAUGUAGAUAUUGGUGGAAAUGAUCCUCCUGUUUCAAGCUACCCUCCAGUAGAGAUAGAAAAAGAUAUGGCUCAUAAAAACAGUAAAGGCAGUAGUUCAAGUAGCUCCAGUAGUGAAUCUGGCUCUUCAUCUAGUGAUUCGGACUCUGGCAGUUCUUCUGGAAGUGAUUCUGAGGGUGCUAAAGCUUCAUCUCCAGUAAAUACAACAAAGGAGAACUUGGGUUCUGAGGCAGAUAUAGACAAAAAGAGAAGUGAGUUGAUUGACCCACAAGAUGGAAAUCAAUCUAUUAGUGGGUUGGAUCAAGUUGAGCAGAAUCCCCAAAUCAGGCCACCUUCUGCAGAGGCAGAUCCUCAAGAGGGGGAGAGUGCUCCAUCUGAGAGGCAGGUCUCCCCCGAAAAGCUUUAUCGUGCAGCUUUAUUGAGAAGUCGUUUUGCUGAUACCAUCCUCAAAGCUCGAGAAAAGACACUUGAUCAGGUUGAAAAGGGAGAUCCUGAGAAACUGCGGCGUGAGAGAGAGGAACUUGAAAGGCAGCAAAGGGAAGAAAAAGCUCGGCUGCAAGCAGAAGCCAAGGCUGCUGAAGAUGCUCGAAGGCAAGCUGAAGCAGAAGCUGUCGCUGAAGCCAAGCGGAAGAGGGAACUUGAGAGAGAAGCGGCACGUCAAGCAUUGCUGAAGAUGGAAAAGACUGUUGAAAUUAAUGAGAAUUGCCACUUUCUGGAGGACUUAGAAAUGCUUAGGGUUGCCCCUACUGAGCAUUUACCAAGCUCUGUCGAUGAAACAAGCCCAGAUCACUCUCAAGAUGGUAUAGGCAGUUUCAAGCUGAGGAGUAGUAGUAAUCCGUUGGAGCAACUAGGACUAUACAUGAAAAUGGAUGAUGAUGAUGAUGAAGAGGAAGGUGAGCUACAGAGUGUCCCUUUUCCAGAGCUAGAACCAGAACCAGAACCAGAACCAGAUCUGGAACCGGAACCAGAACCAGAACCAGAACCCAACCCCAACCCCAACACAGUAAAUGAUGUUGAGGAAGGAGAAAUCGACUAACCAGAUUUGGUUCUUCUGCCGUCACAGACCUGCACCCGCAAGGAGCUUUAAUUGGAAAUUUUGGUUCAGAAGACCGACGUGGUAAAUCUCCUUGAAUGGAUCACCAGAAUAUGUGGCCCCACCCAUUUGCUGCAUCAAGCAAGCCAUUGGGACUGAUUGCAUUUAGACUAUUAGAAGCUUAACCAUUCCUCGAGUUUGAGGAUGAGUUUUUCCUUAAAGAGAGUUUUGUCGUUGAAGCAGAUCUUCACAUACCCACAUCAUGGAUUUGCCUCGUGUUUGAAGAGAAUCCACGGGUUGAUGGUAAAUGGUAAACGGCAUUCAUUUUGAGGGGCUAUGAGAUGUUUUUAAAGGGGAGGAGAACCCCAUUGCUUAGGAGCUUUAUUUUUAGAUGCUGUCGAUAUUAUAGAAGGGACUUGCUCGGUUGCUCCCAAACUGUAAAAAAAAAAAGGAGUGGGGGGUGUGAUAAGUUGAAAUGGCAUUCCUUUCAUUCUUCAAUCAAAUGGGGCCUUUUUUUCGUCAGUGCUUUUUUUAUUUAUGUUCUUGGUUGAAAAUGGGGGGAUGUGUACAGGGUUGAGAGAACUUGGUGCUAAUGAUGGUGGUGGUAGUGGUAGUAGCGGGGAUUGCUGAGCCUGUUUAAAUUAGUGCGUCUCUGUACAUGUCCGAUGGGUCAAAUGAACUCAAAACAAAAACAUAAAGGGGAUAGUGAAAAAUUUUUGUGGUCAAAUUAUUUAUUUGAUUUA
This is a messenger RNA of Macadamia integrifolia, 3653 nucleotides long. Its product is annotated as transcription factor GTE10-like. Gene Ontology annotation, molecular function: protein binding. The record is from RefSeq and is a predicted model, not a curated record. The coding region runs from base 487 to 2913 and encodes 808 amino acids. The transcript has 11 exons. NCBI's taxonomy places the organism in Eukaryota, Viridiplantae, Streptophyta, Magnoliopsida, Proteales, Proteaceae.